Messenger RNA from Danaus plexippus (monarch butterfly), 6665 nucleotides. It is a transcript of the gene Sema1a, whose product is annotated as semaphorin-1A. Gene Ontology annotation, biological process: positive regulation of cell migration; negative regulation of axon extension involved in axon guidance; neural crest cell migration. Lineage: Eukaryota; Metazoa; Arthropoda; Insecta; Lepidoptera; Nymphalidae. The record is from RefSeq and is a predicted model, not a curated record. Bases 425 to 2686 code for a protein of 753 amino acids. Gene Ontology annotation, molecular function: chemorepellent activity; semaphorin receptor binding. The transcript is spliced from 18 exons.
AAUGGCGGCAUAACAAUAACAAGUUAGAGUUUCAAAAUUUGUUAUUUGUUUCAUUGUGUAUAUAUUUUAUUUGUUUUAAGUCAUAUAACAAAAUAAUUCACUACUAAAUAACACAGUAAACCCGAAACUGUAAUAAAUUCAAGUGUUUGGAUUCUAAGUGAAGUGUGGUCCAUAGGUUAUUUGAAAGCCCAAAGCAUUCUGUAAGCAUUAUAAAUUUUUUGAUAGGGUCGAAAACCGAGGGUUGGGGUGAGGAGGGCUGCGACACGUGCGUCCGCACUCCGCAGCUCGACGCAUGCGAGACUGCGGGGCGCCGGCAGCGCAGGCGCGCCCCUCGACCGGUUCAGUCUGCCGCCGGCCACCACGCGCCCAGCCCGCUUCCAGCGCCGCGAGUGAUCCAUGCGAGUGAUGACGAGUGACUAGUGCCAUGAUCGUGAUCCGCUGUGCCCUCUUCGCGGCAAUCCUCGCCGCCGCCGCAGCCGCCUGGCAGGAGAACGUCCGCCCCAAAGUCUUCGCUCAACUAGGAGUCGACGACACUCACAAGUUCCUGGGAAAUGAAACACACACGGAUUAUUUCAGAUUAUUGUUACGAGAUGGGAAUUAUUUACUUGUUGGAGGAAGAAAUGUAGUGUAUAACCUCAGCCUGACGGAUCUGACAGAACAAAGAAGAUUGGUGUGGUAUUCAUCGGAGACGGACGUUCAAAUGUGCGUCGUCAAAGGAAAAGAUGAGGAGAGCUGUCAGAACUACAUUCGAGUCCUGGUGUCUCUUGGUACCGGGCGACUGCUGGUCUGUGGUACCAAUAGCUUCAGGCCGUUCUGCAGGGAGUACAGUGUCCAACGCGACUCAUACCACAUGGAGAAGGAGAAAUCUGGUCAAGCUGUUUGUCCAUACGACCCCGAGCAUAACUCCACUGCUGUUUACGCAGAUGCGGAAUUAUAUUCUGGGACAGUGGCGGAUUUCAGUGGAAUGGAGCCAAUUAUCUACAGGGAACCGUUACAAACAGAGCCCUACGACUCUAUGACGUUAAAUGCACCAGAUUUCGUGAAUUCAUUGGUUCACGGUAAUUUCGUGUAUUUCUUCUUCCGUGAGACCGCUGUCGAGUACAUCAACUGUGGAAAGGCGGUAUUCUCUCGAGUGGCGAGAGUUUGUCGAGACGAUCGCGGCGGUCCUCACAGAUUCAAACAAAGAUGGACCUCUUUCCUGAAGUCGAGACUCAACUGCUCUGUGGCCGGGGACUUCCCCUUUUACUUCAAUGAGAUACAAUCAACCACGGAGUUGAUAGAAGGUGUGUACGGUGGACUAAAUGCCCAGCUAAUAUAUGGAACUUUCACAACUCCACCGAACAGUAUAUCAGGGAGUGCUGUGUGUGCGUUCAGUAUGCAGGACAUAGCUGACACAUUCGAGGGAACCUUUAAGGAACAGAGUGCCAUUAAUUCUAACUGGCUUCCAGUUAAUAGCGCCAAGGUGCCGGAACCCCGACCGGGUACAUGUCACAACGAUUCCAGACAGCUUCCGGACCAGACGUUGAACUUCAUCAAAACUCACGCCCUGAUGGACGAAUCAGUGCCAGCCUUCUUCGGAGAACCAAUCGUUAUUAGAACAAGCUUCCACUAUCGAUUCACUCAAAUCGCUGUCGAUCCGCAAGUGAAGACUCCAGGCGGGAAGGCGUAUGACGUUUUGUUCAUUGGAACAGAUAACGGCAAGAUCAUAAAGGCCAUCAACGCUGUGUCAUACGACUCUAACAAGAGAGCGGUCCCGGUGGUGGUAGAGGAGCUCCAGGCCUUCGCUGCCGGCUCUCCCGUACGAGCUCUUCGUGUAGCUCGAGCUGGUAGAGACGCCGCCAGACUGAUAGCUGUCUCUGAUAGAGAGGUCCUAAGCUUGAGGCUCCAUAGAUGCUCCAGUGAUAAGAUCAGCUCUUGCUCUGAGUGUGUGGCGCUUCAAGACCCGUACUGUGCGUGGGAUAAGCAGGCUGGUCGGUGUCGUUCCUACUCACACGGAGUCAGCAGAUGGUUGGAUGAGAACUCUUUCUACCAAAGUGUCAGCACUGGUAGCCACGCUGCCUGCCCACACAGUAAAGACGCGGGUGCUGUUGGCGGCCUUAGUUCAGGGCUAUACGACCCACCCGGGGAAAACAAGGGUGAAGUCAUCAACAUAGUGCAGGAUAAAGACGGCAAGAAUGGAAACAAUAAUAAUGAAGGGCCAGAAGUUCUAGCCGCUGAUCCGCCACCAGCAGCGUAUUCAGUGGAGACUCUGGCGUUGGCAGUGGCAGCAGGGGCUCUAGCAGCGCUGGGCGCUGGCUUCGCUGCUGGCUACAUCUGUGGUCGGAGGUGCAAGAAGGACGAUGAUGACAACAUGCCCUACCCUGAUACUGAGUAUGAAUACUUCGAGCAACGGCAGAAUAUUAACAGGAUCCAAGCCGAGCCGAAGCUGCUACAACAGGUCGAGGAGGUGACGUACGCAGAGCCUGUCCUAGCUCCGCAGCCUAAACCAGCCUCACCACGCGCCACGCUUCGGAAGCAUCCCCCCUACCACCCGCACCACGAGACCCUGUUCCAGUUCCAACCCGACGCCUACCGUCGGGAUAACUUCGGAACGCUUCGCUCUCAUCAGGUCAAUGGCGAUGGCUACCGUCGCGGUAACGACAACGGGUUCUCGACCACGCGCUCAGUGAAGAAGGUGUACCUCUGAGAAACAAGCGGGGCGGACGCGCACCAAAUGCAUCACAAGCAUACUACACACCAUCACCAUACAUUGGUGUCGCAGCGUAGUAGCGGCUCGUGUUCGGGGACUGCUAGCGGGUCGUCGUCAUCACCGUCUCCGCCGUCGUCCUCGCCGUCCCCUUCGGGAGAGCGACCCCCGACCCCGCCGCCGCCCGCCCCGCAACCCUGCGCCUACAUCUACCGCAAUUAGCGCUUCGCCCCAAACGAACUUUACCAGACUUGUGAUAGGACUUAAAUUCAUAUUGUUGUUGUUGUUCGAAGCCGACUGGUGGCUCGUUUACCGUCUACGAUACUACAAGCGAUGUCCGACCGUCCGUUAAUGUGAGUUAGUUGAUGUGAUGGUGCUGCCUGGCCAGUGCGAGAUUAUCAGCCGGUUUCGUUGUGACAAUCGUUGGAUCGACUCCACCGUGUGAUACAUGUGAGUUGCAUAUUAUAUUUUAUGGCCGUUUCGAUUGAAUUUCUAUUGGCCGAGAUUGUUCAUGUUUGUUACGACUUGAUGUGAAAUGUACGUGUCGUCAACGUGACACUUCUGACGCGGUGUAUUACGUGACAUCUACGUUUAUGACGAUAUUGUAUUUUAUUUUAAUGACGGAAAUAUAAUGACGAUGCAUGUACGAUGUACUAUAAAUGUAACAAUACUGUAGAUUGUUUAGAAUAUACAUAGUUUACUUAUAUUUUUAGGUAAAAAAUAUAAGUUUUGUUGGUACCAUGUUGAUGACUAGGUAGUGUUGUGGAUAUCAUUGCAAUAUUUUCAUUCGUGAGAGUUCACUGUGAGAUGUUAUAAUGAAAGGAUGCAAUGAAUCCACAAAUCGCUUUUUAAUAAUAUAGUAGCACGAUAUAACGUAUAGUGAGGAAUUUUCUAAAAAUAAAAUAUCUAUGUUCCGACAACUAUUCGAUAUGUACUUAAACAUUAUUUAUUUAAUUUGAUAGUCGCUCUCGCUUUUAAUAUUAACGUGUAAUAUCCGGUUCUUAAUAAUGAUAUGAUAAAUGUUAUGGCUUAACCAGUAUGGAAGGAGUAUGUUGUCGGAACAUAGAGGAUGUAACGUUUUCAAUAUAUCGAUGGAGAGAUACGCUAUAUAUUAUAUUUACUCUGUAUAAAUAUGUAAAACCUGAUACUCAUUCAUUGAUUAAAGUGCUUCUUAUGGAUGUAUCUAGAUAUAUAGGAGAUCGUUUUGAUAAUUCGAUAAUGUUAUAGAACUAGUGAUGUAUCUAUAUAUAGUUUAGAUCGCGGUACCGGUGACGGCUGCCAGUAAAGACGGCUAUGAUGGUGCGCCGUUUGUAAAGAUUCUGUGAUCUUACGAUCGUGUAAAUAGUUUGAGGUUGAGCUGCGGGUAUAAUGUUACGUUUCGUCUGGAUAUGAAAGAUGACAGUAUACCCACGGCUUAAUGUUAUUUUUUUAGUCAACAGUCGAUUCUAAAUUAAAAAAACAGACACGUGGGCCAAAUGUUACAAUCUGUUAGAACUUUCCUGUUGCUUUAUGAACUGACGCUUGAACACUAGCUAGCGAGUUGUUUUGUAACGAAGAGUCUAUGCUCAUUCCACUAAUUGUUGACAAUUUAAUGUGUGUAAAGAAAUGUCAAUUCUAUUUGUAAUGAACUAGUGCCUAAGUGUGUGUGGCAGGAUUGUAUUGUGCGAUGUUCUGACCGGCGUAGUUACACCCGAGUGCUGGUGUUAUAGAAAAAGUUGAGUUAAAAAUGAAGUUAACAACAAAAUCAGAAUAAAUAUUCGCAUGAGUUUGUCUUACCAGUGCUCGAGCGUGUUACUAACCCCGUGUAAACGGUACACUGGUGUUUAGUUUGGACUGAUAAGGACAUUAGACUAGCUAUUACAAUAGAAACUACGAAGAAACGCAUAACUUAUAUAAUAUAUUAAAUAUCCUAUAAAUAAUAAAUGAAAAGGCAUUCUAAACAUUGCCUUGUUACAAUACUCACAUUUUUUUCAUGAUUAUACCAAAGAUGCCAUAACUUUUAAAUAAUAUAUUAUUUAUUUAUAGAAGUAAUCGAUUUAACGUAUUGAUUAGUGAAAUGUAUUGUUAUUUUUAAUUGUAAACGUAACUGCCAAUUUUCGUAUAUAUUUUGAUAAUACGCACAUGUUUGUUUGUAUUGAUAUAAAUGGUUUGAUAAUAGACGCUUUUAGCGGUAACGUACUUUUAAACUGGCCAUUUAUUCAAUAUAUCUGAAUUCAAAUAUACACCGCGUCUCAUUAUCUGUAUGAAUUGAAUAACGAACAUCUCACAACUGUAUAGGUUCCAGAUUGAAGAUGAAUUAUUUAACAGCAAUUUUUUUUAUAUAAGAUGUGAAAAUCUAAACGUAACAUUUUACCAAAUUUAUGUGUCAUGUUAUUUUGUUGGAGAGCUUGAGGUUUUUGUUCUAUAUUAAAUAAUUUAUUUGAUCUAACUUCAUAUAUUCGACAUUUGAAUUAUUGUAUUUUCUAUAUUUAUGUUUUUUCUUACUUCAUUUAUUAUAUUUCAUGCAAACAACGUAACCAAUUUAAAAGUUCGUUAUAAAACAAAAAAAUUGACAGAUACGUAAGGAUAGUUUGUAAAUGUAAAUAGAGGUUUCUGUAAUCUAAUUUAUACUUUCGAGUAAAAUAGCAUAAGCGUUAGAAAUAAGCGCGAAAAACAUUUUUGAAGGAAGGAUUGUUAAGAAUUGUUUUUUUUUUUUGUAAUAAUUAAAAAUGGUAAUAUUAAAGAAAUGUACAAUAACCAUUUCUACGUUUAAAAUUACUGAACCACAUUUUAUACUCUUAAAGUUACAUGCCUAGAAAGUCUCUCGUUUUAAGCGUAAAUUAUUAAUUUAUGAAAUAUUGAGAAUUAUAUUAGAUUGUAGUUUAUAUAGACCGCUUAAUUUUUGUGUUGAGACGAAGCCUUAGUGUUAGAAAUUGAAGACUUUAUUAUAUGAUCUGUAAUAACAGAUAAUAAUGAAUCGAUAAUUUUAUUGAAAUGUAAGUGAAUAGUUUCACAUCGUCUCAAACCUACCAUCACAUUAGGUUUUAUAGCGUGUAUAUAUUGAAGUUUAUUUAUAGGGGUAGCUGCGCCCGUUAGAUGACGUGACGCGAUAUAUGCCACUCAUAAAAUUAAAAAAAAAAACAAAGAAAUUCAAUUUGCAAUUGCAAUUUUCCUAUCUUUAUUUCACUAUUUUUUUAAGUACCACUUACAGUGAAAUUAAAAAAAAUAAUGUGCUUUUGUUUGUUAGCAAGUUAUUAAUUUUUUUUAAUCUGUGGUCUCGUUACCAUAUCGUGGCAUUCAUCGUGUUCAUUGUCAAAGGAAGCCUGUUAAAGCGCAUGCAAUAUUUUUCUACUUCUGAUUCUUAACAUCGUACAUAAAAUAGACGGGGGUUUGGUAACUAUGGAAGUGCCUAAGUAAAUUUACUUGCAUCUGUAGUAUUAACGACUGUAAUCCCAACCUCACCCGACCUUAGAGAGUUUCUUUAGUGUGCCUUUAGCGACUAGUACCAAACUAACCAGCUACGUUUGAAUAUACAGAGUUAUGUUCCAUAUUAUCUUUAUACAUUGUUACCGCAUUCUGAGACGUAACCGUUUGUAGUUUGAGUGGUUUUUUCUAUGGCUGAUAAUUUCUUAAUGACAUACCUUUCAUAGUACUACGGAUAUAUAUUACGUUGAUCGUAUUCGUUUUGCUUAUAGACACUCCAUAGGUUAAGUAGGAGUUUUAUAUUGUAAUGCAAAAGCAACCGCAGUGAUAGUACUGUUACACGAUAUUCGCUGCCCGUAUUUAUAGAGUGCAAUUUUUUAUAACUAGACACAUAGUAUAAGCAUUGAUGUACAAAAUAUGAAAUGCGCUCGUUUCGGCACUGUUUUGUAUUUUUUACUUCAUUGUCUACAAAUGUUAUGAUCAUUUUCUCAUUAAAAUAUUAUUAAUAUAUGCUAAAUAUUUUAGCAAAGGAUAAAAUGUAUUCCUUUUCUUUAGUAAAUAAAAUAUUGAAACUUGA